This is a messenger RNA of Urocitellus parryii (Arctic ground squirrel), 1252 nucleotides long. Its product is annotated as olfactory receptor 2M3-like. Gene Ontology annotation, biological process: G protein-coupled receptor signaling pathway. Gene Ontology annotation, cellular component: membrane. The record is from RefSeq and is a predicted model, not a curated record. Gene Ontology annotation, molecular function: olfactory receptor activity; G protein-coupled receptor activity. Lineage: Eukaryota; Metazoa; Chordata; Mammalia; Rodentia; Sciuridae.
AUGGCUAUGGAGCUCUGGAACCACACCUUCCUAUCGAGUUUCAUCCUUAGAGGUCUGCUCAGCCACUCAUCAUAUGACUUCUUCCUCUUUUCCCUGGUCCUUUUGGCCUUUGCUGCGGCCCUGACUGGCAACAUCCUUCUCCUCCUGCUCAUCCAGGGUGACAGGCGCCUGCAUACUCCUAUGUACUUUUUCCUCAGUCAGCUCUCCAUCAUGGACUUGACCUUGGUUUGUGCUGUGGUGCCCAAGAUGGCAGCCAACUUUCUCUCAGGCCAUAAGUUCAUCUCUUGGGCAGGCUGUGCAGCUCAGAUCUUCCUAGUGGUCAUGGUAGGAGGAGCCGAGUGCUUCCUCUUGGCAGUGAUGGCCUACGAUAGGUAUGUAGCUAUUUGCCACCCUCUGCGGUACUCUGUGCUCAUGAGCUGGAAGACCUGCUAUCUGCUGGCUGUGGCAUCCUGGAUAGGUGGGGUGGCCGACAGUGUGAUCGAUGUUGGUACAGUCUUCAGCUUUCCCUAUUGUGGCUCUCUGGAGGUGGACCAUUUCUUCUGUGAGGUCCCUGCCCUUCUGCGUCUCUCCUGUGCUGACACAUCCCUCUUUGAGGACCUCAUCUAUGCAUGCUGUGUGGUCAUGCUGCUGCUGCCCCUGGGAGUCAUUGUGGCUUCCUAUGCCCGGGUCCUCACAGCUGUGAUUAGGAUGCCCUCCACUGAGGGGAAGCAGAAGGCUCUGACCACUUGUUCCUCCCACCUGGCUGUGGUGGGCCUCUACUACAGUGGAGCCAUAUUUAGCUAUAUGCAAAGGGCCUCAGCUAGGACACCAGCAAGAGACAGGGCCACCUCUAUCUUCUACACCAUUCUUACCCCAAUGCUCAACCCACUCAUCUACAGCCUGAGGAAUAGGGAGGUUACCAGGGCACUGAGGAAGAUGCUGGGAAGGUGGAGAGUGUAGGCACUUGCCCCUCCCUCUUGGGCUUCCCUUCUUGGUGUGUCCCUUCUCUGCCACCCCCAUUCUUCCUCUCUGCCUGCACUGACUCGGACAAGUUGGGGCAAGGCUAUGAACUAAGUAAUCUGCUAACAUUUAGGAUGCUUGGAAGGAAAGUGAUGGGGUAACAGAUGGUACUUAAUUUGUUUCACAAUGAAUCCCCCCACCCCACCCCAGCACCAUAAUAUCCACCAAUUAAAGACCAACAGAUACAUUGUUUACAUUGCCAGUAGGAUUGGCAGGUCAGCCUUUCUUCUGAAUUAUAUUUUAAAAAUAAACC